Molecule: messenger RNA, 961 nt
Organism: Selaginella moellendorffii
Lineage: Eukaryota; Viridiplantae; Streptophyta; Lycopodiopsida; Selaginellales; Selaginellaceae
Product: protein N-terminal and lysine N-methyltransferase EFM7-like
Exons: 8
Coding region: 49-789 (246 amino acids)
Biological process (GO): protein methylation
Cellular component (GO): nucleus
Molecular function (GO): protein methyltransferase activity
Source: RefSeq, a predicted model, not a curated record
CCCCUAGGGCUUUAGGGCAUCUUUUGUUAUUCUCUUAGGGCUCAUGCGAUGGACGAGGACGACGAUGGAGGUAUUGGAUCGCUGUUCCUGGACGAGAACUACGUUGAGCAGCGCAUUUCCAUCGGCCAUCACGAUAUUCCUGUGCUCAGCCUACAAUGCUCUUCCACGGAUUACGACCUCACUGGCCAGAUAAUCUGGCCUGGCACCGAGCUUCUCCUCAAUUACAUUGUGGAUCAUAGCCAAAUUUUUCAAGGAGCUUCGAUCAUUGAGCUGGGCUCUGGUGUUGGAGUGACUGGCCUUUUGUGUGGAAGGAUUGGCUGCCGCAAAGUCGUCAUGACUGAUCACAAUGACACCGUUUUAAAGAUCAUGAGGAAAAACGUGGCGCUUCAGCAGGACACGGUGUUGCUAUCGCGGAUUGCCUGUGAAAAGCUUGAGUGGGGGAAUGAAGAACAGCUCUCUCUCAUCCUUGACAAGCAUCCGGAGGGAUUUGACUACAUCCUUGGGGCCGACAUUUGCUACCAGCAAUGCAACAUUCCUCCGCUAAUGAGGACUGUCAACAAGCUUUUGCAACACCACCACUGCCGCAAGUUUUUUCUUGCUUACAUCUCUCGCAUACAAAGCACUGAUCGAGCAUUCUUUAACGAGGCGUCUGAGCACAACCUGGAGUUGCGCGAGGUGGAAGUGUCGAGAACCAGCCCAGGUGAUGGCAUUUACAGCGGUGUGAUUUACGAAAUCAUUCUCAAGCGAGAUUGUCACAAUUGUCGUACCUUUACUGCUCCACAUAUUUGAGAACUCGAAGAGCUUCUCAAUGGUUUCAAACUCCUCUGGAAACGUUAGCAGUCAACCAGAGAAGAUGGUAUGCCAUAAAGGCUUGGAAACUACACAGCAAACAGUGUUUGCGAAGACUAUGUUGGUAUCUAUAUGGUAUUAGUAAACAUAAUUGAUCUUUUCAUUACACAUA